Messenger RNA from Gymnodraco acuticeps, 4505 nucleotides. RefSeq names its product DCN1-like protein 1. The transcript is spliced from 6 exons. Gene Ontology annotation, cellular component: ubiquitin ligase complex. Gene Ontology annotation, molecular function: cullin family protein binding; ubiquitin-like protein binding; ubiquitin conjugating enzyme binding. The coding region runs from base 1787 to 2692 and encodes 301 amino acids. Gene Ontology annotation, biological process: positive regulation of ubiquitin-protein transferase activity; protein neddylation. Lineage: Eukaryota; Metazoa; Chordata; Actinopteri; Perciformes; Bathydraconidae. The record is from RefSeq and is a predicted model, not a curated record.
UAAACACAAACCCAGGCUUUGUCUUUGGUGCCAUUAAGACUUACCUUGAGUACUAUGAUCGUAGUAUUAAAGUACACGCUGUGUCGCGUUUUGGCACGUCUACAAUGAUAAGUUACGUGUGUUCGCUGCUAUUACAGGGAAGGUCAGUUGAUAUUUUGGGAGCAGCUAGCUAGCUACACGUCCCUGUUUGGCAGUCUGUUAACUUCGGCUGUGAGCAGGUCAGUCUUUGGACCUUAAAGACAGACACACACGGGAUCGUUUUAGUGAGAUCCCGGUAUAUAUGUAACCAUACUGACAGUCUUAUCCCGUGAUACAACAUCGUUGAUGUCAGUGAUACAGUGUGGCUAAUUUAGCUAACGUUAGCCAGUAUAAGUUACUAGCUGGUGGUAUAUAGACAAUGCUAACCUAACGUUACCCUUCUGGUCGCACACACAUCUGUGCAGUCUGAACAGAAGACUUUUGACUUCUGCUUCGUUUUUAACAGGAAUCUGUAACGAUUGGUGGAGUCAUUAGCAACUUGGUGAACUCAGAGUUUAGUCUCCGGUUUCAGGAAAUGCUCUCCAGCGAAGUGCAAGUGCUCAGAGAUACAGCAGCUGCUAUGCUGAUUUUUCAAGACGAUAUUUCAGAACAAUAUUCAUUAAGAUUUUUUCUUUCGGGAUGUCACCAUCAAAAGUUUGCCCCCGAUCCGAGUCAUUUAUUAUUGAGUAUCGAUACCAGGACUAUUUUCCUAUAAUAAUUUCUUUACACACUUUAAGUACAUUAAAGUUAUUAAAACCAAUUCGGUGUUUAUGCUUGACGAUUAAAAAGCGUUGCAAUAUAUUCAAAGAAAAAGCCAGGAUCCUAGCUGUUUCUUAAUAUGUUGUUUACUUUUGUUUUUACAAACUACUAAUUAUACUUAUUACAUCAUUGUAAUAAAACUAGCUUUACUGUUUAUUUAUUCUCACCCGGCCUUAAUUACAUAUUUACAAACUACUAAUUAUACUUAUUGCAUCAUUGUGAUAAAACUAGCUUUACUGUUUAUGUAUUCUGAUCCUUUGAUCCAAGGCAAUGUUUUCAAAUCAAAAGUCCAAAACUCUGAGGAAUUAAUUAUAAAUUAAAAUGGAAAAUUUGAGCAGUCAGAGACACUGGAUUUUUACAUUUUCUCUUAAAAAUUACUUUAAAAAUUCAAAUUAAUAUGAGUCCUUUAACUACUUGAUGAAUCAGAAAAACGGGAUUAAGUCAUCUGGAAAACCUUAGAGCUCACUGUUGUUUAUCAUGUCUGUAAAACUUUCCCAACAGUUAACUGACGCAAUAUGCUGAGGUUAUUUGCAUGUCGACAAUAGCCACAUUAAAUAUUCUGAAUGCCUGUUCAUGCUUGCAGCCAUAACUCAUUUUUGUACACAUAUCUUACAAAAGUGAAAAUUCCCAACUUUUUCCAAAAGUGUUGACAAUAUUAAUGUAUAAAGUAUUCUGAGAAAUGCAAUAUUCUUUAAUUUAUUGCUGUAUAUUUCUGUCAGGGUGCUUGUGUUACACUCCAGACUUGUUGCACCCCCAGGUCCUGGUGAUGGCAUCCCAUUUCCCUACUCAUGUUACAUCUGUGACUGUAGUUAUCUGAGGGGCCCUCGCGGGUACAGCAUGUGCUUUGAGAAUCCACAACAUCCCCCUUCAGAAAAGCCCAUGUUGCCGUUGGAUAGGACAUUAUUAACAGGACAGCGACUUGGCUCACCACCAUAUGUGUGUCAGUGUGACAGACUAACCUUUUGAUAUACAAGUUUCUGAGUGUCUCGCAGUCCUAACUCUUGCCUGAAUGCCUGUAGAUGUGUGUGUCUCGCUGUGUGUUCUGGUCUGUGUUUCGGUCUGUGUUUGUGUGUUGCUGUCAGUCUUCCCUGGUCUGAUCGCGCCCGUGUCUGAUAGUCCCUGUCCUGUCCUCACACAGCAUAAGCUAAAGUCUUCGCAGAGGGACAAGGUACGGCAGUUCAUGUCCUUCACACAGGCUGGGGAGAAGACAGCUGUGUACUGCCUCACGCAGAAUGACUGGAAACUAGAAGUUGCCACCGACAACUACUUUCAGAAUCCAGACCUCUACUGCAAGGAAUCCAUGAAAACGUCAGUAGACCGGAAAAGGCUCGAGCAGCUCUACAAUCGCUACAAAGAUCCCCAGGAUGAGAAUAAGAUCGGUAUCGAUGGGAUCCAGCAGUUCUGUGACGACCUCUUGCUGGAUCCAGCCAGCAUCUCCGUGCUGGUCGUGGCGUGGAAAUUUCGUGCCGCCACUCAAUGCGAGUUCUCCAAGAAGGAGUUUCUGGAUGGAAUGACAGAGUUGGGGUGUGACAGCCCAGAAAAACUGAAGGCCCUGUUGUCAAGAUUAGAGCAGGAGCUUAAAGACAGUGGGAAGUUUAAGGACUUCUACCAGUUCACCUUUAACUUUGCCAAAAAUCCUGGGCAGAAGGGUCUAGACUUGGAGAUGGCCGUAGCUUACUGGAACCUGGUUCUGUCGGGACGGUUUAAGUUCCUUGAUCUUUGGAACAGAUUCCUCCUGGAACACCAUAAACGAUCCAUCCCAAAGGACACGUGGAAUUUAUUGUUGGACUUUGGUAACAUGAUCGCAGACGAUAUGUCAAACUAUGAUGAGGAAGGAGCGUGGCCGGUCCUUAUAGAUGACUUUGUGGAAUUCGCUCGACCAAUUGUAACGGGAUCAAAACGUAAAACUCUCUAAAUCCACUCCCAACUCUGGAGAAGCCAGAACCUUGUUUCUUUUACAGUGACUUCAUUGUUUUUUUUAAGACUUGUACAAAAAAAGUGAAAAUUGUAGACGAGAGAGAAAACAGAAGCACUUGAAACUGUCAGGACACCACCGUUCAGGGAGCUGAGUACAAACAUUGAGAACAACUGGCCACUUUGUUUUGCCCUCAUGAGACCGGGGCGUCAUCCGGACAUCUGGCGGAUUCACCGUUGUCUCUCCGCUGGAUUCUCAGCAUCCUGGACGCCUCUGCUCGGCUCCAGGAGGAGCGCAGCCCUGUAUGAGGGGAUGGACACAGCGCUGAGGAGCUUCACUGGCUGUGUGCACUCUAAAGGGACUGGAGAGGAGGAAACCGUGUGUUACGCUUUGUUUUGUUAUAUGAAGCUCUGAGCGACUGUGCAAAGUUCCCAUGUCUUACUCUAACUCUGAGUGCUCGCGACACCAGCACCAAACAGAACUGUUGCAGUUUUUACUGUACAUACUGUAUCUAUUGGGACAGUUUACAAAGAGAGCUAUAUGAAGAAUAAUAUAAAUACUUUCAAUUUAUAAAUGCAAAGGAUGAUUCUUUUAUGUACAGUCAAUGCUUAGAUCUCUAACGGGAUGCCUCGAUAUCGUGGAUGAUACGCUGUUGGUUUAAGUGUUCGGUGGAUCUGUCAUGGAGUUGUGAGCUUCUCGUUGAAAGCAUGUUAAACACAUUUUACGUCACCACGAACUGGUUUCACAAAUACAUUUUCACUAAAGUAAAGGCAGUGCUUUCAUUUAGCUAACUGAGUUUGGUUCGUGGUUUUCAUUUGUCAGGUUAAUGUCAGUUGGGAGUAUUAAAUCUUACAUGUGACACAGUCCACAUACAGCAGCAAACUUAUGUUUUCAAAAGAUUACUGUUGAGGAAAUGUUCGUUUUGUAUCCCUGAGGCAUUAAUGAUGCUAAAAUUACUAUUCAGAAACAUUUAAGUGAAAUAUAAAGUGAAGAACUGACAAACCCGUAGGAUAGCAUGGCACAUAUCCGUAUGUUAUGGCAGUGCUCAGUUCAGAAGCCAGGACGUUAAAGACGGGACGACAAAGUAAGCCUUAAGAAUAAAUAUCUGUCUGUUCAAUAUUUAUAUUUCUGUCCGAGCCAUCUGUCCAGUGUUACUGACGGUAGUGAAAACUAGAAUAUAUUGUUAAAACAUCAUGUAAGUAUAUUGUUCAUUUGAGAGAUGAAUAAAGCAUGAGCUUUUCCAUAAUCAUACAUGCAAAAAGUUAUUUUGUUGAUGAGACACAUUUUAUAUCCCACAACAGUACAGCUGCUUAGACAGGAGUGUAUUUGUUAUGAUUGACAAUGUAAAAAAGAUUUAUAGCCAUACUGAUCUGAAAGCUUUAAUAUUACAUUUUUCAUAAUCCUCCAUGUUGUUGAUUGUUAAUAAUAAACAAUAUUUAACAAGAUCUUUCAAGUACAUUCUCGUUAUAAUUUGGAUAGUGCUUUGGAAAACAAACCUCAUUAAUGAAACGUUAUUAAAUAUGUACCUGUUUGUGCAAUGUAACAUAUCUAAAGUACAGUAUUGGAUGAUGGUGAGCUGUCAAGGAAGUUUGAUCAUAAAGUAUUUACAAAUGUAUUCUACGUCCUCAAUGUGUCUAUCAUAAUACGCAGCAGGUUAAGUGACUAUGAAAUAAUAUUUACGCCACUAUGUACCUGCAUGUUGGGCCAUCCUCUGCAAAGAUAAGUUGUCACGAACAUCAGUGUUUAGUUUGCGAAAAGGGUUUUAUGACAUGUUUGGAUGUUACAACACUAAAAACAUGUACUUCAAAUCAGA